Messenger RNA from Seriola dumerili (greater amberjack), 1665 nucleotides. RefSeq names its product YdjC chitooligosaccharide deacetylase homolog (gene ydjc). Lineage: Eukaryota; Metazoa; Chordata; Actinopteri; Carangiformes; Carangidae. The transcript has 6 exons. The coding region runs from base 152 to 1084 and encodes 310 amino acids. Gene Ontology annotation, molecular function: deacetylase activity. Gene Ontology annotation, biological process: carbohydrate metabolic process. The record is from RefSeq and is a predicted model, not a curated record.
AUGUUUCCUCCAGCAGAGGGCGUCGUAUUCUAGUAACUCCAGGCUACACUAAUGCGGUUUGCUAGUCGGAAGUACAGCUAAUUUCCACUGAAUCUCUGUGGCGUCUGGCACAUAUGGAUAGACGUGUGUGAUAAAAUGGAGACCAGCUAUUAUGCCGCAACCCAGGGUGAAGCUGGUGGUUACGGGAGAUGAUUUUGGCUACUGUCCCAGGAGGAACCAGGGAAUUGUGGACUGCUUCCAGGCUGGAGGCAUCUCCAACGUGUCACUGCUGGUUAAUGCCUCUGCUGCCAAAGAGGCAGCUGAUCUGGCUAAAAGACACAACAUCCCCAUCGGUCUCCAUGCCAACCUGUCAGAGGGCGUUCCAGUGUGUCCGAGCCUCCAGCAGGCCUCCACACUGAUUAACCAGCGGGGCUUCUUCCUUGGGAAGAUGGGCUUCCGUCAGGCCCUGGAGAGAGGGCAGCUCAGCAUGAAUCAGGUGGAUCUGGAGCUGAGGGCCCAGGUGAGGCUGUUCAGAGAACUGACAGGUCACCUGCCCCACCACAUGGACGGACACCAGCAUGUUCAUGUACUGCCAGAGGUGCGUGAGGUGUUUGCACAGGUCUUGUCAGACCUCAGGAUCCCAUACACUCGUGUUCCAGUGGAGCCAGGUUUACACAGCUGCCCGUGGUUGCCAGCACACAUCCAAAGAUUCUACACACAGGUGGAGAAGGAUGCUCUGGACUCCAUCUCAGUCUUCACACGCUAUGGAAUCAGGUGGCCAGACGUGUACCUGGGACUGACGACCAUGGGCCAGAACAUGUCCAUCCCCAACCUGCAGCGAGCCCUCAACCACGUUCUGGCUGCGGGGCCCUCAGGCACUACCUCCAGCAGCGCAUCAAGUUCCAAUCAACCUGUGGUCACCGCAGAGCUAAUGGUCCACCCAGGUUACCCCAGUCACACCCAGGAGGGAGGCUGUGGAGAGGGCCCUGAUGACUUCUCCCAGUCAGCUGACAGACAGCACGAGCUGAGCGUGCUCAGAGACCCGUCCCUGCAGGCCCUCUACAGCCAGGAAAGAGUGCAGCUCUGUGCCUUCAAAGACCUCUGACCACUGCACAAGCAUCUAUUUAUACUAAAGAGAACCAGCGUGGACCCAGGUUCCCAGGUUCUGUUCCAGUGGUUUAAAACAGCAUCAUUCAGAGUAAAACUAACUUUUACAAUAACACAACUAGCUCUAAAUCAGCAACAAUAACCCUGUAAUUAUAAUGAACCGUCUGUGAUGUGGGGGCUAGAUGUGUCUAACAGGAAAUGGUGAAUUUUAAACAACCAACAAUCUAAUAUGAACACCAUUUCCCAUAAGCCCAAAGCACAGGUUUAAGACAGUGUUCACUGCCAUGCUGGUUAAUUGUUACUAAUGAGUCAUUAACUUAGUUAAAAUCAUGAAGGACUGAAACCCAGGAACACAUUCUACCUUUUCACAAUAAAUCAUGAAGGAACCUUCAAUGACAGACUGAACUGAGUCACAGAGGGUCGACAGGAAGUAGCAUCAGGACUACAGAUCGGUAUAGACAGGAAUCAGUGGUCUCAGGAUUACAGCUCUCUGUAGACAGGAAGUAGCAUCAGGACUACAGCUCUCUGUGGAUAGGAAGUAGCAUCAGGACCACAGAUCUCUGUGGAUAAGAAGGAGCA